Molecule: messenger RNA, 3721 nt
Organism: Heterobilharzia americana
Lineage: Eukaryota; Metazoa; Platyhelminthes; Trematoda; Strigeidida; Schistosomatidae
Source: the annotation of a GenBank genome assembly
GAAUACCGCGUUUUAUGCGUUACACGUUGCGGUUAUGGAAGCUGUUGUAACUUCUGUGUAUAACUCUUGGCGUGAUGUGGAGUUCAGUGAUUUACAAAAAACGUUGGAGUCAGUAGCAACUGAGUUGACUUCGAACCACGAGAAGAAUGACAUUUCUAGGGCCAACUUAGUAAAUCAUACAAAAGAGUUCCGGAAGUCUGCUUCUGAGGAAGUGCGGAAGUCUGCCAUGACAAUUGUUAAGUGUUACCAGACAGAGUUUGAUGCUGUUCAGAAAAGAUGCAAAUAUUCAGAGGAUGCUUAUCUCUCAAUCUACAAAAAGUUGAUUGACCUGCCAGAUCCUUCCUUUGCACUCAAUGAGCUCCAUUCUCUUCAGAAGCGAGCUGAGAAAGCCUCAGAACUGGAAUUCGAAUCACGUAAACUUAAGGAAAGCUGUGAUGAAUUGAAAACAAAGGUUCAGGAACUUAAAAAUUAUGAGCGUGAAAAUAAGCGGCUACAACGGCGUCUUGAUGAACUGUCCAAUUCUUUGGAUUCUAAAAUCCAAAUGAGCAGUUCUAAGUUAGAGGAUGAAUGUCAAAGAAAAUUAGAGUCAAAAGAGCAAGAGCUUGCCAUAUUUAAGGAUAAAGCAGAACAAAAAUUGAACAGCUUAGAAGCCAAAAACCUGGCCAUUUCUAAAGCACUGGAAUUGGCACAAUCUGAGCUAUUUCGGCUUAAAACUCAAGUGAAUGCUAGUGAAACCGGCCGGUCAUCUGAACUUGAAUUACUUAUAGACGAUCUUGAGAAGUCAAAUGCAAAACUUGCAUCUGCUGAAGCUGAAUUGGCCAGAUUGCGUGAGGAUAGUGCACAUGUUCCAAGUGUACCAGUUGCAGAUAUUAGCCGACUUCAGUAUCGUGUUGAAGAACUUGAGUAUGAAUUAUCCAAUCUAUCUCAGGAGAAAUCCUCACUACUUGAUCAGUUGGAAUCGUUAAAGUUGUCAAAACUUUCAAACGAGACAACCUUACAGAAUCGGAUUCAAGAUAUAGAAAAGGUGAUACUAGAAACUAGAAAUUCUUUAGAUGAAGCCAAUAUUAAACUUGAUAAACAGUCAGAUUAUGAAGAAGUAAAACGUGAACUAUCUCUUCUGCGUUCUAUUGAAUUUCCUGAAGAUGGAGAACAAUUGUAUAGCUCUGAAAGUCAUACAAAAGAAUCGGUUGACUGUGUUCCAUUGGAGGUGCUUCUUCUAAGAAAGAACAAAGCAUUCGAGAAUCAGUUGGCUGAAGUAAAUACCUCUCGAGAAAGAUUACAAAUUGAACUUAAUCAGAUGAAGUCAACUGAAGUUGAAUUGAAACAACGAAAUGAAGAACAGUCAGAAUUGAUAAAGCUAUUGGAAUCUGAUUUGUAUCGUUUACAAACUGGUUUUGAUGAAUCACGAAGAUCAAAUGAUUCAAGAAGUCGACUAGAGGGUCAAUUACUUGCAGAAGUUAUUGGAGAGCAGAAAACAAAUCAGCUUGAUCAAUCUUUACUACACAUUGUACAAAAUCAACGUGAUCGAUUUCGUACACGAGCUGAAGAGUUGGAACAAAAUGAAGUGAAUCUACGCCAACAACUAGUAUCACUUGAACGUGAAGUGGAAUCAGUACGCAAUGAUAAUGUAAAACUUUAUGAGAAAAUACGUUUUCUACACUCUUAUGCAAGUCCUACAACCAUACAAACUCGAAAUAAUCCUGUUGGAAAUUCAUUUUCUCAGUAUCCUGCAUCAUCAUCAUCAUUAUCACCACUACAAUCAUCAUCAAUGUCAACAUCACAGUUUUGGAAUCAUGAAUCAAAUGAUGAUACUGUUAUCAAAUAUUCAAAGGUGUAUGAAGCGCAAUUGAAUCCAUUUAAUCAAUUCAGUCGAUAUGAAAAACAACGUGUUUACAAAAGGUUACAACCUUAUGAAAAGCUUAUGUUACAUUUGGGACGUUUUGUUAGCUCUGAUCAUCGACUUCGCUUGGGUUUAUUUCUAUAUGCAAUAUUUUUACAUUUGUUCAUAUUCAUUGCAUUGUAUAAAGCAGCUCAUUUUCAACAUAGUGCACUGGAGACUGAAGCUAAUUGUCAUUCUCGAUGUCAGAAAAAGUCAGAAGGAAGCUACUCCCAAUUCCAUAGUUCAACAUUAAAAAGAUCCCAACUGCAUAAAAUAAGAAUUGGCAUACAAACAAAAGCGAAGCAGAACUUAGUACAUAAGAGCAAUGGUAAAAGUUACCAUCCCUCAUAGUAGCAUGCAAAGUGGGUAAAAAAAUCUGAUAUCAAAAUAAACAAAGACGUAGUGGCCUUAGGGUCAGUGAAGAACGAUUCAACUUUAGAAGACACCAACGAGUGGAUGUGUUUGGAUUAUUGUAACAGAAUUUCAGUUGUGUCAUACUCUGGCAACACACUCUUUCGUCCUUACUGUGACCUCAGUUUCCUCCUUUUGAUUAACUCGGUUUCUUACCAUCUCCAACCUGCUUAGCUAUUCCUGAAGUUUGCUGUCGCAUAACACUAGUUCAAUCAAAAGAAUUGUGUCUGACUUCAUAAGCUGGAUACAGAUAAAUAGACUAAAUGCCACCCUAAAAACUAAUCAGGAUUGCGUGUCGUGAAAAAGCUACGCUUUUCAUCAAAAUCAAGAAGCGAAACUACUUCUUUCCAUUCAUAACAGUGGAGACAUUUAGAGUCACUCAACAAACGACGGUGGAUGGAAAACUACGAAAGGCCUAGUUACUUACCGCGCCUAGAUGUAACGCAGAGAUUCGAACUUCAGACUUAAAAGUUCGUCAAAGCAAAUGAUCAAAUGUUCAUAUGCAGCAGAUCCAAUAUCCAGGAUUCAUCUACCCAGCUUGCGUAGACGAUUCAACUUCUUUACGCUCGUUUACACAUUUCACAUAAGCAUACGAGUUAUUUCUUGGUUUUCUGCACAUCAGACUGUACUUUCUGUAGAACCGGCGACAAGUCUCCAGGUGGUCAGAAAUUGAGUCGGCCUUUUGCCUUCACCAUUUUUUUUCACAACGGUAAGAUAGCUAGUAAGGAAGGCGAGGUGGAACUUUACGUCUCCUCUUCCCUUGCAGCUCACUUUAUACACAUUCAAGAACUUAACUGUCUUGAGGAGUCCACCUGACCCUCCAUUAGGCUGCCCGAGGCUUUUAAGUGCUCAGCCGAGGUGACUUAUUGGGAGCCACGUGCUGACGCAUAAAGUAGUGACCAGGCGUUUGGGGCAGUGAACUCAGUCAUCAACUGGGGCACUUGUGCGCAUUCUACUUCUAGAUUUCAGCCUUCCAAGGGUUAAGGCUAAACUUAACAAUGUUACGCUUAGCGGAGAUGGUGAUUCCUAUGUAGAGCAGUUCUUCAACCAAAUGUGAGACCGAUGACACCAUGGAAUAAACCCAGUUCCCAGCCCACAUAGACUAAAUCUUUGCAAAUGAGGAAGUCCCGAACGAAAGCCUAGCAAUCCUUCCUCCUUCAGGCUGAAGUGACCACGUAGUUAUUGGCUUUAGGUAUGUGGCGUCACACACCUCCCCAAAAUCAGUAGCCUGGGGCUCGACGACAUCCGGCAUUGACGCUGACCUUGAUAGUCUAACUGGAUUCGCUAAGCUGAAGGCACCGGGUCAAGCAUCCUCGCCAUUUGGCACGCUGUCGCACUACAUUGCACUACUCGUAUUCUACUCUCUAGCCAGUUAGUUGGAACGCAUCGGUAUCUUGGCACAACCACCCAAAUAUAUUAUUCCAUCCGAUC